AUGCUGGCUGUAGAAUGCUGUAGAGCCAUCUGCUGGCCAUGUGCAGUUUGCCGACACCAUUGUCAUCGCGCUCCUACUGCAGAGAAGAGGCGACCUUCUCCAGGCACGCUGGAGUGCGAAACCAUGCGAGGCAGUGAACUCUGCAGUGAGCGAGCAUCUGUCUUGUCCAGCGACCCAUACAGCAGUCUGUCAAUUGUGGCUCUUGUGCAGCGCGACGACGUGGGUGGUCUAGCGGAGAGCCUCGUGUCGGCGUCAGCAGCUCAAGUUGACUCAUCUUCCUUCUGCUCCGUGGCUCGACAGGUCCUUGCUUAA
Messenger RNA from Symbiodinium natans, 312 nucleotides. The record is from the annotation of a GenBank genome assembly. NCBI's taxonomy places the organism in Eukaryota, Dinophyceae, Suessiales, Symbiodiniaceae.